AAAAUAGCGCUGUAGUUUGUGUGUUGUUAUUAAAAAAGUUGCCUUUUAAUUUAAAAAUAAAUAAAUUACUGAUCCUAGAGUAUAUUUAAGUAGAAGGAGUGAUGAAAAUAGCCGUCGAAGGUUGUGCACAUGGUGAAUUGGAGAUUAUUUAUGAAACUAUAAAGUUUAUAGAAGACGCAGAAGACAUUAAAGUAGACUUGUUAAUAUGUUGUGGCGAUUUUCAAUCAACCAGGAAUCAACAAGACUUAAGAUGUAUGGCUAUACCUAAUAAAUAUUAUAAUCUAGGUUCGUUUUAUCAAUACUACAAUGGCGAAAAGAAGGCGCCAAUUUUAACAAUAUUUAUUGGAGGAAAUCACGAGGCAUCCAAUUAUUUACAAGAACUACCUUAUGGUGGUUGGGUUGCACCAAAUAUUUAUUAUUUGGGCUAUUGUGGUGUUAUAAAUGUGAAUGGAAUAAGGAUAGGUGGCAUUUCCGGCAUAUACAAAGGUAACGAUUAUUUUAAAGGCCGUUAUGAAAUUAUUCCUUAUGAUAACAAUUCCAUCCGAAGUGUCUAUCACAUUCGUCAAGUGGAUAUAUUUAGAUUAAAACAAUUAAGUUCUAACAUAGAUAUCUUUUUAUCUCAUGAAUGGCCCGCUGGGGUUUGUGAAUACGGAAAUGUUGUUUCACUCAAUAAAAUAAAACCUUUUUUAAGGAAAGAUAUAGAGUCUGGAAAAUUGGGAAAUAAACCGUGUGAGGAGUUACUAAAAGAUUUAAAGCCCACAUACUGGUUUUCUGCACAUUUACAUUGCAAAUUUGCUGCAUUAAUUUCUCAUAAGGAUAAGAAAGUAACAAAGUUCUUAGCUUUAGAUAAGUGUUUGCCAAAAAGAAAAUUUUUACAAAUAUUCGACGUGCCUCACAGUGAUAAAAAAAAAAUAAAAUUGAGUUAUGAUCUUGAAUGGUUAACUGUACUGUUUUUAUCGAAUCAUUUAUUACACGUAAAAAACUCCAGUAUAUUCAUGCCUGGUCCUACAUCUAAUGAAAGAUGGCAAUUUACACCUACAGAAGAGGAAAAAAAAAUAGUUUUAUCUAAGUUGAACGGAGACCUUUUAAUACCUGAAAACUUCACAAAAACUGCACCAUUUCAAAACGAAAUUACUAAAGAAAUGGCCACUCAACUUCCUAAAUUAUACCGAAAUAGUCAAACAACUCACUUUUGUAAGAGAUUAGGAAUUUCUGAUCCGUUAGAAAUUGUUUUAACAAAAUAUGAUCAACAAAACUCUGUCUUAAGUGGAAGUGAUUUGACAGGGAAUUGGAGUGAUAUGGAAAGUGAUAUGGAUGUAGAUUCGUCUGAAAAUCUAAUAAACUGUACCUCAAUGAAAAGCAUAAUUCUUCCCGAUCCAAUUAACAGUAGCUCUGAAGUUAACGUAACUGACGAACAGUUGCGUUGUUUUGAAAGUUUAGCCGGAUCUUCAGAUUGCAUGGGCCAAGACAAUUAUGAAAAAAGUAUGGAAAAGGUGAACAAAUCGGAUGGUUUUCAAGGGCCUGUUGAUUCACCAACAGCCAAAAAGUUUAAGAGAAGGAAUGGUAGUAUUUAUUGCAAUAAUGACUAAUUGUGUAUGAAGCAGUCAAAUAAAAUUUGUACAGCAAAAA
This is a messenger RNA of Agrilus planipennis (emerald ash borer), 1629 nucleotides long. RefSeq names its product lariat debranching enzyme (gene ldbr). The record is from RefSeq and is a predicted model, not a curated record. Lineage: Eukaryota; Metazoa; Arthropoda; Insecta; Coleoptera; Buprestidae. Gene Ontology annotation, biological process: mRNA splicing, via spliceosome. The transcript has 5 exons. Bases 102 to 1589 code for a protein of 495 amino acids. Gene Ontology annotation, cellular component: nucleus. Gene Ontology annotation, molecular function: RNA lariat debranching enzyme activity.